AUGAAACAGACAAGAGUUUAAUCUGCUGCUACAAAUUCUCGUCUACGAGAUAAUCAUUAUGAUCCUAAAGUGCACACAAAGGCUUGGAUUGCUCCAGGUAGAUGUUGAAAUUUAAAUUAGGAAUAUUCAAUUAAUUACCUAAAUAUGAGCAUUUAGAUUCUGGUCUAGUUGUUAUUCAUUAGAAAAAUAACAAAAUGAAAUAGUUUAAGGAAUUCUCAGAAUUAAACUAAGAGAUUUAAUAGAUGCAAGAGAAGGAUGAAUUUAGAAAGUUUAAGGAGUUUGAGAAUCUAUAUAAUGGAGAUUUAGUUGUGACAAUUGAAUAUUGGUAUACAUUUGAGUAACAGUCGAUAGUACAAAUUGCUCUCAGCAUGCAGGAUCAACUAGACAUGACGAAGAGAAAUAUUAUACAUUCGCCACCAAUUUAAAAUAGGAACUUAUUUAGUAAUAUCCAACAGCUAAGGUUUAUUUGAAACCAUUGAUCUAUGACCCACAUGAUUAUUCAAUAGACACUCUCUAUAUUCAAAGGAGAAUUGGAGCAUUUGAAGUAUAAGUCUGUUCUAAGAAUGGAGAUCAAUUCAAAAAAGGUUUAGUAUUUUCAAAGUUGAAUACUAAAAUGUGGCCUAAUUAUACAGAAGUCAUUGAAAGAGUCAGUGAUUAUUUAAAUACUGCUCCAUUAGAAAUUUAUGUCAGUUUUGGUGAAAAUAUAACAGGGAAUCUUAAUAACAUAGAAGUAACUUUGACUCCACAUAGACAAGAUAGACCAUAAUCAAGUGUCUCAAGGAUAUCUUCAUAAACUAAAAGAACAAAUCGAACUAUUACAAAAGAAAGAAAAAUCAAAGCUAAAACAAAUAAUCAAGGAUAUAUCAAAUUAUAAGAUGUUCCUGUUGAUGUCUAUGUUGUAGAAGUGCAAGAAUCUAAUGAUUAUCUUAAUGAAUAAUUACUAUUGAAUAUGGUAGAAAUGGCUGAACAAAGUAAUGAUACAAUACAGGUUGUUAUUAAAUUAAAAAAAUAAACUCAUUCAUAUUUGGAUAUUAAGAUAUUUAAUUAAUAGGGUUCUGGUUUAAGUGAAGCCAAAAUUACUAUAACAAAUCUUCAAACUCAAGAAAGUAUGUUAUCAAGAGAAAUUGAAUCUGGUAGAUAUGAAGCAAUCAUAGAACCUAAUUAGUAUACCUUAACUGUCUAAAAAAGAGGAUACAAAGAAUUAGCUUAGAAUUUUGAUGCAGCCUAAGGAGUCAAUGAAUUUAAAUUAAUCUUGGAAGUAGAUCCUAAUGAUUAAUAACUAAUAAAACCCCCUUAAUCAGCAAAAUAAUUAUAACCCAUAUAAAAACCAAGUAGUGCACGUCCAACAAGUGCUUAAAGAUCAUAAUAAGGUAGUAAUACAAAUCAAUCUUAAUAAUAAAUGAAUAAAUAAUAAUAACAUUAAUAAUAAUAAUAAUAAUAAUAAUAAUAAUAGUUACCACCAAAACCAAGAUCUUAAUAAUAGUCUAUUUAAUCUUAUGAAUAACCUGAAUAUAUGGAACCAACUAAAUAAGAAGCUAUCUCAAAUCCUAAUAGGCCUAUUUCAGGUUAUAAAUCUACAUAAGUGUUUAUUUAUGAUCCAUACACUAAUUUACCAAUAGAAGGAGUUCAAGUCAUUUUAAAUGAAGAAUCUACAAAACAAGCAUAAACUUAUGUAACUGAUUAAGAAGGAACUUGCAGAAUUAUAGUAUAAGGAGUUUUGGAAGGCAAAAUGGUGAUUUAAACGUAUUAUUAUAUUAUUGAUUGUUUUUAGUGAAGGAUAUUUCCCUAUAGUUGAAGAAUAUGGGACUACUUAAUCUAAAAUGAAUUUAUAUUAAUUGAGAGAAUUGUCAUUUCCUUUAAUUCAACAUCUAGAAGACAAGAAUUCAGUUAUGAUUCUAGUUCAAACAAAUGUUGAAGUGAUGCCAAUUGACAUUAAGAUGAUUCUACCUGAUAAUGUGUAGAUUGAUUAGAGUCAUUAAAAUGUACUCUAUGAUUUGAAUGAUGAAUCUGGUUGUUAAAGAAUAAUAGUACAUGAUCUUCAUACAAAGAGAGGUGUCUAUAGAAUAAUUGCAGAUAUCAUUGAACCUGAUUAUGUACAUCCACAACAUUUAAAAGUGUACAUCAUAACUAAUAAAGAGUUGAAAUUAGUUGAUGUACCUAAGACUAUUAAUUAAGAAUAAAUCUAUUGGGAUAUUGGUGUAAUUUGUGGUAAUUUAUUUAUUCAUUUAAUCAUUAGCUCCCAAUUCUGGAUUUCUAGAAAUUAACACUCCAACUGAUGAAAUUUUGAAGAGAGAUAAAUAUCUUAAGGAUUACCAGAGUUUGUUGCAAUUCAUAAAGAAUUCUAAGAAUAUGGAUUUAAAAACUAUCUUAGGAUUCAAUGAUAAAGAAAGACUUGAAUUAUAAGGAGAUAUCUUUGUGUAGAAGGAUAAAAUUAAGAAUACUCUAGAUAAAUAUGGGUUUGAAUCAAUCACUAAUCUUGAUUAUUUGAUAUAAUCAGCUAUGAUGUCUAAUGGAUUGUACAGUUUUAAAAGACUAGAAUAGAAAUUUGGUAAUCUAGAUUUUGAAUUCAUAUUUGAUGAUGAGAAUUCAACUAGUAAAUAAAAGGAAAUGAGUGAGGAUGAACCUUAUGAUGAUGAUUAUGAUAUAUGA
This is a messenger RNA of Paramecium pentaurelia, 2649 nucleotides long. NCBI's taxonomy places the organism in Eukaryota, Ciliophora, Oligohymenophorea, Peniculida, Parameciidae. The record is from the annotation of a GenBank genome assembly.